Messenger RNA from Penaeus indicus, 2131 nucleotides. RefSeq names its product isocitrate dehydrogenase [NADP], mitochondrial-like. The transcript has 9 exons. The record is from RefSeq and is a predicted model, not a curated record. Bases 109 to 1446 code for a protein of 445 amino acids. Lineage: Eukaryota; Metazoa; Arthropoda; Malacostraca; Decapoda; Penaeidae. Gene Ontology annotation, molecular function: magnesium ion binding; isocitrate dehydrogenase (NADP+) activity; NAD binding. Gene Ontology annotation, biological process: NADP+ metabolic process; isocitrate metabolic process. Gene Ontology annotation, cellular component: mitochondrion.
GGCCGUGCGAAGUGGGCAGCGGCGGAGAACGUCUCCUGUCUGAGCUCGGGGUCGGGUCGCGCCGGACUUACGCCACUGACGCCUCCUUCAAACAACUAAUUCUCCACCAUGACUUCCACGCUUGUCAAUGUAGCCAAGGCUGCCCUGGCGUCGGUGCCCAAACAAGGCAAAGUCGCAGUUCCCACGAUCCUCAGCCAGCGAUCCUAUUCUGCCGACAAGCGUAUUGAGGUGGCGAACCCUGUUGUUGAACUUGAUGGCGAUGAGAUGACACGUAUCAUCUGGGAGAAGAUCAAGGAAUCUUUGAUCUUCCCUUACCUCAAGAUCGACUGCAAGUACUAUGAUCUCGGCCUCCCCUAUCGUGAUCAGACUGAUGACCAGGUCACCAUUGAUGCUGCUUAUGCCAUUAAGAAGUACAAUGUUGGAAUCAAGUGUGCCACCAUUACCCCUGACGAGCAGCGAGUGGAAGAAUUCAAGUUGAAGAAGAUGUGGCUAAGUCCUAAUGGUACCAUCCGUAACAUCUUGGGUGGCACUGUAUUCCGCGAGCCCAUCCUCUGCGAGACCAUUCCUCGCCUGGUACCCGGCUGGACCCAGAGUAUCAUCAUUGGCAGACAUGCCCAUGGAGACCAAUACAAGGCCACCGAUGUAGUCAUUCCCAACAAUGGAACAGUGGAGCUGGUUUACACCCCAGAGGGUGGUCAGCCAGAGAGGAUGAAGGUCUUUGACUUCAAGAAUGGUGGUGGUGUUACCAUGGCCAUGUACAACACAGACGAGUCUAUCCGUGCCUUUGCACACUCCUCUUUCCAGGUUGCUCUGGCAAAGGGAUGGCCCCUGUACAUGUCUACCAAGAAUACCAUUCUCAAGCGGUAUGACGGUCGCUUCAAGGACAUCUUUGAGGAAAUUUACGAGGCUGAAUACAAGAAAGACUAUGAUGCUAAGGGCAUCUGGUAUGAGCACCGUCUUAUUGACGACAUGGUUGCUCAAGCACUGAAGUCUAGCGGUGGUUUUGUUUGGGCUUGCAAGAACUACGAUGGUGAUGUUCAAUCUGAUGUUGUUGCUCAGGGUUAUGGUUCUUUGGGUCUCAUGACUUCUGUCCUCAUGUGCCCUGAUGGUAAGACCAUCGAGUCAGAGGCUGCUCAUGGAACUGUAACAAGACAUUACCGUGAGCACCAGAAGGGUAACAACACCUCAACCAACCCUGUUGCUUCCAUCUUUGCUUGGACUCGAGGCCUUGAGCAUCGUGCCAAGCUUGAUGGUACCCCAGAGCUUGCCAGGUUUGCUCAAGCCCUGGAGCUCGCUUGUGUUGACACUGUUGAUGCUGGCCAAAUGACCAAGGAUCUGGCUGGCUGCAUCCAUGGCAUCAGGAAUGUGAAGGAUGGCAUGUACCUCUACACCAAUGAUUUCCUGGAAGCUAUCCGUGAGAACCUUGCAAAGAAGAUGGCUGCCUAAAUCCAUUGAUCCAUCAAUCGCCUCAUGUUAGCAGCUCCCUUACAUCUGUCCUACCAUAGCAAUAUGAAUGAAGACUUUUUUUUUUUUUCUUUGUAGAAUAAGACAUUUGACAAUGAUCCUCUUCAUACAAACCUAUGUAGGACACCGUAAGGAUAUGUUGGUACAAAUCCUCAAUCAUCAUAAGCAUGUUGAAUCCUUCUGAAGCAACCACUGAUAAUUUAACCAUUUAAAGAGAUUCCCACAUGCACUUCACCAUGGGAAUCCAGUUUUAUUUUUUGCUUUCAGAAAUGCCAUAUACAUUUUUUCUUUUUCAUAAAAUGUGUGGAUAUUUCAUACAUGUGGCAAGCUAUUAAAUGAUCUAUAGGAAUGGUCAGGGAAAUAAUGGCAACACUUUUUAUAACAGCACUUGAAAAAUUGCAUAUCCUAUCAAUUAACAAGUGUCAGAUGAGCAGUACUGCAAAAGAUAAACAAUGCAACAAACCUCUACCUUGCCCCCAAUAGCUGCAAAUUUUUCUCCAAAGUACAGAUAUCUAGAAUCUAUGCAGAAAUUAACUUGAUUAGGGUAGCACCCGUGGUGUCAAAACCGCGGGGAAUUAAAAUUUGAAUUUUGCAAUUUCAUAGACAUGAGUAUAUUUAGUCAUUCCAGACAGGUGAUGUAAAUGAAUAAUAUAAAUAACAAAUACAA